Molecule: messenger RNA, 300 nt
Organism: Knipowitschia caucasica
Lineage: Eukaryota; Metazoa; Chordata; Actinopteri; Gobiiformes; Gobiidae
Source: the annotation of a GenBank genome assembly
AUGGCAAUGCCCACGGGUCCGGGCCCCCUCCUGCAUCUCCCGCAGGCCAAGAAUAGAGCUGGGGAUAUGUGUUACCUCAUUAUACAGCAGCUCAUUCUUGAAGGCGUUCAGAGCCACAGGAGGGAGAGGUCGUGGGGGAGAGGAGAGCGGGAGGCAGAGGGGGGGGGGGGGGGGGGGGGGGUGUUUGUAGAGGAAAUGGACCAAACGUGGAGACUGGAGAGACGGCACCUGCUGUCUUCAUCACUAAACAAGCAUCUCUCCUCGGAACAGCUGGACAAAGAAACAAAGUCUUCAGGAUAG